Oenanthe melanoleuca is the source of this 4513-nucleotide messenger RNA. RefSeq names its product abhydrolase domain containing 5, lysophosphatidic acid acyltransferase (gene ABHD5). NCBI's taxonomy places the organism in Eukaryota, Metazoa, Chordata, Aves, Passeriformes, Muscicapidae. The record is from RefSeq and is a predicted model, not a curated record. Gene Ontology annotation, cellular component: lipid droplet. The transcript has 7 exons. Gene Ontology annotation, biological process: positive regulation of triglyceride catabolic process; negative regulation of triglyceride storage. Bases 16 to 1542 code for a protein of 508 amino acids.
GGGUGUGUACACAGCAUGUCUGCACAGUGCACAGUGUGCACAGUACAGGAUACACACACAUGCACUGUGCACCCCACACUCUCGGGCAAAGCCGCCCCUCUGUCCGCCCGGGAGGCCGAGGCCCUUCUGCACGGGCGUCACCUGCGCCGCCAUCCCGGCAUCGGGAGCCUACCACCGGGAGCCUUGCUCCAGCCACGCCGCUGGCGGGCAGCUGGGGAGCGCCCGGGACCCGCUACUCUUGCAGGGCACCGUGCCCGACCCCCACACACCGCCCUCACACGCCCCGGGCGCUGCGGGCACGGCCGGGCCGCGCAGGGCGGCGCUCGGGCUGUGGGCGGCCCCGCGGGGAUGACGCGCGGCGGGCGGGCAGGAGGAGGGAGGCAGUACGAGAGGGAGGGGCCCGUGAUGGCCGGUGCCGCCGCCGUCGCGCUGUCCCUCGCUGCGCUGCCGGCCACCGCCGCCGCCGCCGCCCCUCCGCCGCUGUCAGCUCCCGACCACCGCACCGCCGCCAUGGCCGAGGAGGAGGCUUCCAGCGAAGGGUUUGGAUGGUUGUUUAGCUGGCUUCCUGCCUGGUGUCCCACAUCACUGCUGCACCUUAAAGAGGCUGAGGACAAAAUGCUGAAAUGUAUUUCAAGCAUAUACAAUAAACGAUACGUGUAUAUAUCUAAUGGAAAUAAAAUAUGGACACUAACAUUCUCUCCAGACCUUUCAAAUAAAACUCCACUUGUUCUCCUGCAUGGGUUUGGAGGAGGUGUUGGACUGUGGGCUCUCAACUUUGAAGAUCUCUGUGAGAACAGGACGGUUCAUGCUUUUGACCUCUUGGGAUUUGGGCGUAGCAGUCGACCACACUUUGACACUGAUGCUCGGGAAGCAGAAAAUCAAUUUGUGGAAUCCAUAGAAGAAUGGAGAAAGGAGGUGGGGCUAGAAAAAAUGAUUUUGCUUGGACACAACCUAGGUGGAUUCCUGGCUGCUGCUUACUCCUUAAAAUAUCCAUCAAGGGUCAAGCAUCUUAUCUUAGUGGAGCCGUGGGGUUUUCCAGAGAGGCCUGACAGUGCUGAACACGAAAGACCAAUUCCAAUCUGGAUCAAAGCACUAGGAGCUAUAUUGAGUCCAUUUAAUCCUUUAGCUGGGCUAAGAAUAGCAGGACCCUUUGGAUUAAGCCUUGUUCAACGUUUAAGACCUGAUUUCAAACGAAAAUAUUCAUCAAUGUUUGAUGAUAACACUGUGGCUGAAUAUAUCUAUCAUUGCAAUGUACAGUCACCCAGUGGUGAAACAGCUUUCAAGAACAUGACGAUUCCUUAUGGAUGGGCAAAAAGGCCAAUGCUGCAACGCAUUUCACAAAUGGAUCGAGACAUUCCUGUCACAGUGGUCUACGGAGCACGUUCCUGUAUAGAUGGCAAUUCUGGCAGCACUAUCCAGUCUCUGAGACCAAAUUCCUAUGUGAAGACAAUAGCUAUCCUCGGUGCAGGUCAUUACGUGUACGCUGAUCAACCUGAAGACUUCAACCAGAAAGUGAAAGACAUCUGUGACUCUGUGGACUGAAUGUCCUCUGUUCCUUAGAAAGUCAUACCGUAGAUAGCAUUUAAUGGCAAUACUCUCUAGGAAAUCACUAAAGAAUGCAGAGCUAAUGGAACAGGCUCUGUUUGCACACUGUUUCUUCUAAGAAGCCAUUUGCACACUUAAACCACUGAGUGCCUAUUUUUGGGGGAAUGAAAAGGUUUGAAGCUAACUUUGUACAGCUUUUUUUUUUUUUUUUAACUGUCCUGUCAGAUACAAAAUUACGUGUAACUUUUGAAACUGGAAUUUUCUUCAAAAUUUAAUUGAACUUUGCACAUGUUGAACUCUAUAAAAAUGCUGAAUUCUCCAACAUGGAGAACUGUAUCAAUAGAGAUACAAUGUACAAAAUGCAAUUUGGUUUCUUUGUGAACUGUCAUAUUUUUAGCUGAUGUUUCAUAGCAAGAAUAUGAAACUGCCUAUGUAUUUUAUUUUUGGAACCCAGAACUCCAUACACAAUAUUUUAAGAGGAUUUGUUUUUUAAUUGGAGUGGUAACAGCUUACAAAACUGAUUUUGGGAAAGGGACGGGGCCAAAAUAAUGAGCAGUGUCUGUCACUGAAAUAUGUUUGUUAGUUUAUAAGAAAUUGAGGCUCAAUAUUAGGAAAUCUAUCUUCUGUUGGAUUUUAUUUCCAUUUAUCUCAAGGCAUCCUUUUCCAUCUGUGCAACUUUUACGGAAGACUCAGUUUGUAAGAGUCAAUGAUGUCACCAGCACUCAGGCUUCUAUAAAUAUUUUGAUGUGUAGAUUUCUGUGAUUUGAAAUACAGAAGAUAGCUUGUUAGUUAUUCCACCUAUUUUUAACACUUUACUGCAAGAUUUGUUACUAGUCUAAAUCUAACAAUUGUGGAUAAGCUGAUAAGAUUUUGAUUAGGGCUGGGAGAUAUCCACCUGGAUAAUGAGCAUAUUUCCCAUUUUCUUUCAUUAGAAUGCCUAGUCCAUAUUUUAGUGAAUUUGAGCUGAAGGAGAGGCAGAGGCAGAGUAUUGAUGUUCUCUAAUUGGGAACUACAACAGCUUAAUGUAUUUUAUUUAAUAUUCAGCCUCCUUAUAGGAAGGAUUAUUAUUGGAAUGAGCAAUACCACUGUAAUGAUUUGCAAUUACAUGUUUUGGAGAUUCUUUAUAUAUUUUAAUUGAGUAUUUCAAUAUCAGAGAUAAUCCAGUCUCUGCUACUUUUUAAAUUAUAGUUUGAUGUUAGUACUUCAUAUGCCUAGUAAAUUAUGUUAAGAAAAAUACUUUGUCACUUUAAAGCCAAAUAAUGUGGUGGUUUGUUUUUUAACAAGUUUACAUACAACUAUAGAUCUGUUUUUGAAUAUUCAAUUGACUACUGAAGAGUUCUUGAUACUUUUAUACAAGGAGAAUUUGAAUUAAUGAUAGCGCCACCUUAAAGCUUGAAUUAUGUGCAUUUUUUUCUCAAAUUAAGGAAUUGUUGCACAUAUUUAUGAUGUGGAAGGCAAAGAUACCUAAAAUAUUCAGAAGAUAAUGUGAUUAUGUUCCCUAGCAGAACAUAAUUUCUCUUACUGAAGGAGAUAUUUAUCUAUAUGGUGCUAUGUAAACAUCAAAUGGUUUUUGUGACUGCCUUGACUGGUAGUACUUCAUAUCUAGCAAUAUAAAUAUUUUAAUUAAAAAUAAGUAUUGCAUUAAAUUACUUUUUCAAUUAGCAGAUGCCAAAACUGUAAAACAAAAUUUGGGGUAAUUUGGUGAAAUCUUGAGUUUGAAAAUGGAAAAUCAGAAUUAUCAAUUCAAUUUUUUAAUAUAAGCUAUAAAUUAUCAGUCAUGCCACCAUUUAGGUGGAUGCCUUCAGCAUGUUGGUUAUUUUUCACCCUUUUCAGUGUCUUAUUUUGUAUUUAUCAACUUAAACAGCUGCUUUAGUUGUGCAUAAAAACCUAAUGCAAAAAUAAAUUGUGAGUCUCCUCCAAAUAAUGAAAGGUGAAAGAAAUUAUUGGUAUUUUCAGAUAGCACUUACUGAUGGGAAUUGUAGAUUCCACAUCAAAAGUUGGAAGUAGGGAUAAAAAUUGCACACUGGAUGUGAAUAUUGUUUUUAAUAUCCCCUGCUUUUUGAGCUUAUUGAACUAAUAAGACUUACUGCUUAUGUUUUGCACAAUAAAAACAAUUCUGAAAUGUUACAUUUGAUUAAUGUUAAAACAUUAUAUUACUUUUGUUUUAAAUUAUGUGCAAUUAAGACCUGGAAAUCAAGAGUUGAGGUAAAUGAUCCAAAAUACAUUAAAAAUACAGUAAUACUCAUUUUCAAAUAAGUAACCUCUGUUCUUAGGUUUCCUUGUAUUUAACUGAAAGUGUUUGUCAACAAGUAGCUGCAAGCUGAGAAUGUUGAUUGUAUGUAUAAGGAAAAGGAUUCUGUAGUAUCUUCCAGGCAGUAUUAGAUGCUGCUGUGAAGGUCAAGGUGGAAUUCUGAAUGUCCUACUGUGUGCAACAUAACCUGAUCAAAUUACUUUAAUAAAUGUCAUAGAAAAGACUUGGCUGGAAGAGACUUGGGAGCUAGACCUGUUGUGAGCAAUUUCUGCCUGGAAAUAAUCUCAGUUUCACCAGAAGUUCUGUUUCAGUGCAAUGACCAGUUGCUUAAAUGUACUGUGGUGAGCACUGAAUGCUGAUGAUGCUAUUUUUUAUUACAGCACUAUAAAAUAAGACAAGAAUCACAGGCAUAAAGGCACCCAAAGAUCUAUCCCAUUCUAACAUCAAAAUGAAGACAGCUGUGUCUAGAGCGUAACAAAAAGGAUCCAAAAUAUUAAUAAAAAUCCAAGAUAAACUGCCUAAAUCUCCAGGACACACUCUUCCUGAGGUUGUUGUGAUAAAAUUUAUUUAAAGUAACUUAGUAAUAUUUUGUUUGCCACGGCUGAGUUCAUCUUGUUACUUAUUGAACCCUGCCAGAUUAGAUUUUAGUUCUGAAAAACUGAUUUUCAGAGAACUUGUUGAUAAGACUCUAUAAUAAAAUAUUCGCAACCAUCACAA